AACGUGCUCUUUCUCUCUCCUCUUCGCACCCCUCUCUUCACCUUAUACUACUUCUUCUGCUGGAUUUCUCUGUUUGGUUGCAGAUUUUGAGAAGUUGCAAAAAAUCUGGAACAAGGGAAGCAGAGUUCGCUGGAGGCGGUGAAGCUAGCGAUACCGGAUCUUCGACGAAUUUUGGUCCGGCGAGCUCAUUUUCUAGUUCAGGUGAAGUAUCAAUGUCGACAGAGAAGGAUGUUGUAGAUGAAUAUGGAGAUGAUAAUGCUUGUGAUGCUGUUACUGAACUGGAUAGCAGAGAAAUAGUUGGUGGUUCAGUUUCCAAUGUCGUCAGUGACUCUUCAGGUCAUCUUAAGUUGGAAAGAUCAAAAACUGAGCCACCUACACACAAUAGUCAAUUUGCUCAAGAGGCAGCAAAUAUCUCUGAUGACAGCGAUUCUGAACAACAGAAGCUCAAGUUGUUGAAGAGGAUCGCAACUGUCAGAGACAAUGGAACUGUAGAAUUUGAGAUUCCGGGUGAUGAAGAAUCCAGGGUCCUUGGAGUUGAAUCUCAAAGUGUCUGUAAUGAAGUUGAAGAUGUGCCUCUUGAUGAACUAGAACUUCACUAUAUUCCUCCAAUACAGAUUGUAAUGCUUAUUGUUGGAACACGUGGUGAUGUGCAACCUUUUAUUGCAAUUGGCAAACGUUUGCAGGAGUAUGGCCAUCGAGUGAGGCUGGCAACCCAUGCAAAUUUCAAAGAGUUUGUCUUAACCGCUGGGUUGGAGUUCUAUCCUCUCGGGGGUGAUCCAAUAGUUUUGGCUGGAUAUAUGGUUAAAAACAAGGGCUUCUUACCUUCUGCACCCUCAGAAAUUCCUGUUCAGAGAAACCAAUUGAAGGAUAUUAUAAGUUCUCUACUCCCAGCUUGCGAAGAACCUGAUAUGGAUACUGGGGUACCCUUUAAACCAGAUGCGAUUAUUGCUAAUCCCCCAGCAUAUGGGCAUACACAUGUUGCGGAAGCACUGAAAAUUCCAAUUCAUAUUUUCUUUACAAUGCCAUGGACGCCAACUAGCGAAUUUCCUCAUCCAUUGUCCCGCAUUAAACAACCAGCUGGAUAUCGGCUGUCGUAUCAGAUUGUUGACUCCUUGAUUUGGCUAGGAAUUCGAGAUAUGAUUAAUGAUACCAGGAAAAGAAAACUGAAGCUAAGACCAGUUACAUAUUUAAGCAGUUCUCAAGUCUCUGUGCUGGAUAUCCCACAUGGAUAUAUUUGGAGUCCUCACCUUGUUUCUAAACCAAAAGAUUGGGGACCAAAGGUUGAUGUGGUGGGAUUUUGCUUCCUCGAUCUUGCAUCUGGUUAUGAACCUCCAGAAUCACUAGUAAAUUGGCUGAAAGAUGGUCAGAAACCCAUUUACAUUGGCUUUGGUAGUCUUCCUGUUCAAGAGCCAGAGAAAAUGACCCAAAUAAUUGUUGAAGCAUUGGAACGCACUGGACAAAGGGGGAUCAUUAACAAAGGCUGGGGUGGCCUUGGCAAUUUGGCUGAGCCAAAGGAUUUUGUGUACUUGCUUGAUAAUUGUCCCCAUGAUUGGCUAUUCUUACAAUGUUCUGCAGUGGUGCACCAUGGGGGUGCUGGAACAACGGCUGCUGGUCUUAAAGCUGCGUGUCCAACAACUAUUGUACCCUUCUUUGGUGACCAGCCAUUUUGGGGGGAAAGGGUGCACGCUAGAGGUGUAGGCCCUCCACCUAUACCUAUCGAUGAAUUUUCCCUUCCUAAGCUGGUUGAGGCAAUUGAAUUCAUGCUUGAUCCUAAGGUAAAGGAGCGCGCAGUUGAGCUGGCUAAGGCGAUGGAGAAUGAAGAUGGGGUCACUGGAGCAGUAAAAGCCUUCUUUAAGCAUCUUCCCCGCAAUAAUGAGCCUGAUCUUGAUGAAACACCUGCACGACGAAGUUUAUUUUCUUUAAGAAGAUGCUUAGGUUUUUGCUAGAUCUCAAAGUGGAUAAAGAUGCGUGCAAUUGUCUGUUUGUCACUAUAAACUAUCUGUACCUUGUUCCUGCAAUAAUGUAAUAUUUUUAUAC
This is a messenger RNA of Solanum verrucosum, 2037 nucleotides long. RefSeq names its product sterol 3-beta-glucosyltransferase UGT80A2-like. The coding region runs from base 213 to 1946 and encodes 577 amino acids. The record is from RefSeq and is a predicted model, not a curated record. The transcript is spliced from 14 exons. Lineage: Eukaryota; Viridiplantae; Streptophyta; Magnoliopsida; Solanales; Solanaceae. Gene Ontology annotation, molecular function: hexosyltransferase activity; UDP-glycosyltransferase activity. Gene Ontology annotation, biological process: carbohydrate metabolic process.